CCAGUGCUCCCCUGAUAACUGUAUCCCUCCUUCACUCGUCUGCAAUGGCAUGAAGGAUUGCGACAAUGGCAAAGAUGAAAAGGGUUGCUGUGAUGGGCACGAAUGUGGUGAUGGCAAGUGUAUCCUAGAAUCACUGACAUGUGAUAAGAGGAUGGAUUGUCAGGAUGGGAGUGACGAGUCAGCAGCGACCUGCGGGCCCCCACCCUGUCCCAACCAUACCUUCCAGUGCGGAGACAGGACCUGUAUAGAAGUAGAAAGGGUAUGUGAUGGGGUCCUGGACUGUAGGGAUCAGUCUGAUGAGAAGCAGCCGUCUUGUUAUCAGAUACUAAUAAUAAGGAAGAGAAUGAGAGGUCUAUACAACGGGUUCGACAGCUAUGUUAGCAAGGUCUCCACAAUCCUCAGCUAUAUCCCUGCAAUGCAAACUCAGAUUGAAUCUCUUGAGGGUCAGUUGAGAGGAUUAGUGGGAGAGUUGGAGACAGUGAGACAACAGGCAGCUUCAGCCGGAGGGCAAACUGUGGUGUAUCGUGAUGGUGGUGGCGACAGUGGCGCUGUUUCCGCUUACAUUGAGAACCGGAUCGUUCAGCUGGAAUCAGGGCUAAGCAACGUCAAAUCUGAACUAGAGUUUGUUCGGGCUGAAUUUAGAGCUGAGAAGAAUGCCAGAAUGUCUGACAGUAACACGUUAGAAGAAGUGGCUACCACUGUCUAUUUGCAGAAAACUGAUGUCUCCAAGCUAGGAAGGGAGAUUCAGACUGUGAUCUCGGAUAUAACAAGCCAGAAAUACGAGUUGGAGACCCUGAGCAGCUCGUUCGCUUCCUACAAGCAGAGCAACUACGGGCUAGCUGAUAAGAUCAACGCUAACUCUGUCUCACUGGAGACACUUUCUCAGAAACUCUACUACCAGGACUCAGCCUUGCAGUCAGUCAAACAGCAGCUUGUAUACAGAUCAUCCAAAAAGAAGAGAUCAGCUUUUAACGAGACUCAGCCAGCUUUUAACGAGACUGUCACAGAAAAUGUUGAUGUCAACUGAGUUG
This is a messenger RNA of Bolinopsis microptera, 1031 nucleotides long. RefSeq lists its product as uncharacterized. The transcript is spliced from 7 exons. Gene Ontology annotation, cellular component: plasma membrane. Bases 50 to 1027 code for a protein of 325 amino acids. The record is from RefSeq and is a predicted model, not a curated record. Gene Ontology annotation, molecular function: protein binding. Lineage: Eukaryota; Metazoa; Ctenophora; Tentaculata; Lobata; Bolinopsidae.